UAAUUGCUGUAAACAAAUUAAUCUAAUCCAUAAUAGCUAAUUAAGAGCUCAGAAUAUUAAUUAAUGGCUGAAGUGGUAGCAGCUGAGAAGAUUAGAUGGCUACCAGUUCCAAGAGUACAACAACUUGCAAGCCAGCAACUUGAGACUGUGCCUGUUAUGUAUGUGAUGGAUGACAUCCACGACAUCAUCAUCACCGUUGAUCCCAACCAGUCGCUUUGUGUGCCACUGAUUGAUAUGACCAAGCUGGAAAACCCAGAGUCCCAAGCUAUGGAAGUUUAUAAGCUUCACUCUGCAUGCAAAGAGUGGGGUAUAUUUCAGUUGAUAAACCAUGGAGUUUCAGAUGAAUCACUAAGAAACAUGAGGAAGAAAGUUAAAGAAUUUUUUGAGCUUCCAUUAACUGAGAAGGAAGGUUGGGCACAGAAGCCAGGAAGCAGUGAAGGGUAUGGUCAGCUCUUUGUAACAUCAGAACACCAGAAGCUCCCCUGGAAUGACAUGGUCUUCCUCAAAGUUAUUCCCUUUGAAAGCACAAAAUUUGAGUUUUGGCCUGCAAAACCUCAUCAAUUCAGAGAAACAUUGGUGAGUUACAUUGAAGGCAUGAGAGAGGUUACAGUUUCUAUAAUGAAAUAUAUGGCUAUGGGGCUAAAGAUUAUAGAUGAAGAAUUUUAUGAAACUUAUAAAGAAGGGACAUAUGACAUGAGGAUGAAUCUAUAUCCAGCUUGUCCAGAACCUGAGAAAGCUAUUGGGAUACACCCACAUAUUGAUGUCCAUGGGAUCACUCUCUUGUUGGAAUGUGCUGACAGUCCACAAAUUCCAGGCUUACACGUUCUUAAGGACAGCCACUGGGUCUUCGUUCAGCCUAUAGAAGGUGCCCUUGUGGUAGACAUUGGAGGGAUUAUGGAGAUAAUGAGCAAUGGAAUAUACAAAGCACCACUGCAUAGAGCAGUAGUAAACAAAACAAAGGAGAGGCUUUCAAUAGUAACUGUAUGCAAUCCUAGUCCAUCUCUCAGUAUUGGUCCUGCCAAAGAACUUACCAUGUCUGGAAGCCCAGCAUUGUACAAGAGUGUGACGAUUGAAGAAUAUUUUGAGUGCUUUUACAGUUCAAAAUAUGGGAUCCCAUUCAUUGAUAGACUCAAAAUAUGAUGUUGUAAUAUUAUGACAGCAAAAAUAAUAAUCAUGAUGAUCAUGAACCUAAACUUUCUAAUGAAUCUGGUGAUAAUAAUGUAAUAUAAAGACAAUUUUAAAUAAAGACAAUGGAUCUUUUUGUUUUUAGU
Jatropha curcas is the source of this 1271-nucleotide messenger RNA. Its product is annotated as S-norcoclaurine synthase 1. Lineage: Eukaryota; Viridiplantae; Streptophyta; Magnoliopsida; Malpighiales; Euphorbiaceae. The record is from RefSeq and is a predicted model, not a curated record.